CGCUGUCACCGCGUCGCUUCGUCCUCCCCGCCGCCAGGUGGCGCUCGUCUCUUCCGCGCUCCGCCUCCCCGCGGCCUCGCACCGCCGCCGUCCGCCGCGGGUGCUGCUGGGAGUUGGAGUCCCGGGCGGGGGCGGCAGCAGCGGGGAGCGGCGCGGCCAUGAGGAGGGUGAGCAGCAACGUGUGCAGCGAUGAGCUGCUGCUGGAGGAGCUGGAGACGGAGGGGGAGAGGCAGCUGAAGAGCCUCCUGCAGCAGCAGCUCGACACUUCGGCCUCCAUCGAGCGGUGUAAGUCGAAGCGGAGGUGCUUCGCUCCGGCUGCGUUCUACAGACCCUUCGGGGAGGCGGCGGCGGGGGCCCUGACCCUGUCCCAGUUCCGAGCGCUGCAGGAAAGCGACAAAGAAACCGCGGCGCUGCGGGAGCUGGGGCUGUCGGACCCCGAGAUCGCGCUAUGGAGGAACCGCGCUGCGGGGAAGCGCUCCGGGUUGGGAGCGGCCCCCGAGGCCACGCAGGAGCGCCUGGAUGCCAUCCGGGAGAAGAUGGACGAGAGGCAGCGCAUCCUGGCACUGCCCCAGCGGUUCGCGGGCAGCAAGCAGCUGAGCCGCAGGGAGAUGGAGAUCGAGAACGCUCUCUUCCAAGGAACGGACCGCCACUCCUUCCUGCGGGCGCUCUACCACCAAGAUGACACUCAGAGGAUAAGAGAUGAGAAGGACCCCAUGGUUCACCUGGAGAGUGUUUACCAAGAGGUGCUGGGCAAGCAGCUGCCUGGAGAGGUCCAACCAAGCACAAGUGCCGCGUGCUCGCUGCCUGCCCCCGCCCUGCAGGGCUCUGUCACUGAGGAGUCAUCACCUCCUGACCAGGAAGAGCAGCCAGGCCAGGAAGGAAGCCCCAGCCCUCCUCCAGCAAAACCCCACCAACCCCCGCCAGGGCCCGUGACUAUAAAGGAGCCCGUGGAGUUCAUCCCAGAGGAGGAGAUCUGCAAGAACCGGCUCUCGGAGGAGGAACUCCGCAAUAUACCUCGGUUUUCUUCCUACCAUCCUGGGGAGCCCAACAAGGUGCUGUACGUGAAGAACUUGGGCCCUCGUGUGACGAUGAAGGAGCUGGUGUCGCUGUUCGCCCGGUUCCAGCAGGAGGGCAGCGCGCCCAUCCAGUUCCGCCUGCUGAGCGGCCGGAUGCGGGGUCAGGCCUUCAUCACCUUCCCUGAUAUUCAGUCGGCCCAGGAUGCGAUGCUCUUGGUGAACGGGUACAGGCUGCAGGGGAAGCCGCUGGUGAUCGAAUUUGGGAAAAGCAAGGGGCAGUCGACAGCGGCUGAGGCUGCUGCUCCCUGCUGCUCUGCUGCAGCUGUGCCCCCUGCCACGUAAGGGCUGGAGGAGUGGGACCUUGUGGACUUGAAGUGGCCCCCAGAUCACCUGGCUCAGGACUGGUGGGAGCUAAUGUGCAGCUCUGUGCACCUGCAGCAGGAGGGCCAGGGCUGAAUGCAGCCUUAGAGGGCAGUGCUGAGGAAGUGCUGCUCUCCUGUGACAUGUGAGGAUCUUCAUGAGGGCUCGGGCUCUGCUCUCUUCGUGUGCUGUUCUGACACUGCUGUUGGGGUGCUCUCCCCAUCUGCGUUCUCAGCCCUUUGGGGCAAGGAAGAGGAGGGGAAGCUGUGUGAAUAAAUGUGUUUACGUGGUGUUUGCAUCUUUA
Molecule: messenger RNA, 1680 nt
Organism: Numida meleagris (helmeted guineafowl)
Lineage: Eukaryota; Metazoa; Chordata; Aves; Galliformes; Numididae
Gene: RBM41
Product: RNA binding motif protein 41
Exons: 7
Coding region: 159-1358 (399 amino acids)
Biological process (GO): mRNA splicing, via spliceosome
Cellular component (GO): U12-type spliceosomal complex
Molecular function (GO): U12 snRNA binding; pre-mRNA intronic binding
Source: RefSeq, a predicted model, not a curated record